This is a messenger RNA of Symbiodinium sp. CCMP2456, 2565 nucleotides long. NCBI's taxonomy places the organism in Eukaryota, Dinophyceae, Suessiales, Symbiodiniaceae. The record is from the annotation of a GenBank genome assembly.
AUGAGCGAGUUUGCCCAGCAACCGGAGCCCAACCUGGCGAAGCUUGCUGGAGGUGCCGAAGUGGAGCGCAGGGCUUCGAGCUCUAGCAGUGGUGGCGGCAGCCUGCCUGUUAGGCGUGUCCCACGACCUCAACCGAGUGAAAGCCCACCGAGGAGGCCCGAGCAUCUCAGAGCAGCGAGCCCCAGAGAGGUGGCUGCGGCAACUGCUAAGCGCACAGGUACUCGGCCUGAUGCAGUUCAAGCCAAUGACUCCAUCAGGGAUCCCGGCAAAGGACUUCUGCAAGGUGACGCGGCCUCAGCAACGCCACGGGCGACACCCAAGAUUCGACCGAACUCUCGGAGUGCAUCCCCUCAGCCUUUCACGGGGCCUUCGCACUGCAGCGCGAGAGGAGCACGCGCGCGAAGGUCGAACACGCCACCUCUCACAGCCGAGGCCAAGAAGAAGGCAGAUAAGCUGCGCACCAAUUCUGCGAGCCCAAGAGUGUACGUGCGAGCCUCCAGCCCGGCAGCAUCAACAAAGUGCAGCACAGCCCGCCGGGAGAUCCAGCAGGCUCGUGCCCUAGCGGCCGGGGUGAAGAAGAAACCCGUGGAAGAAUCGGUUUCACAAGUACGAGGAAGCCAGUUGCUCCAGCAGGCUCAAGCUGCAGCAAAAGAGCAAGCUCAAUUGCAGAGGAAAGAGUGGAUGGCUGCUGUAAAAAGAACGCAGGACUCAACGGCGAAGUUCAUUGCACAGAAGCGCAUGGCAGCCAGCAGCACCAACUCUGCAGCCAGUGAGGCACACCAGCGGGCACAGCUCAUCAGGAUAGCGCAGGAUGACAAUUUCUGGCUGGAGAAUAUAAGAAGCUUCGAGGAACCUGAGCCCCAGUCGAAGACACCUCCAAAAGCCAGAGCACAGCCUGCCAUGCCCAAGUCGAUUGCCAGGCCCAGUCUCUACUCCGAACUAUUCGGACCAGUCAGCAGUGAGCAAGCAGUGAAGCGUCAGCACGGGGAAUCGGGUGCCACGCCUGUCCGUGGUCUGGCUUUGUGCCGUGGCUUGCGCCUCCGCUGCCUGUUUCUGCACGGCCGGAGUUCGGCCCAGGCUGUGGAGCAGAAGCCCGAAGCAAGGCUCUCAAAGAAAGGCGUCGUGCAGUCGAGGGCAGCAGACGACUGGGCAUCAGACUGGUUAGCGCAGGAGUUGUCCAAGAGCCCGGUAGUGUUAAUCUCCGAGUCCGACGGGGCCAGCUUGCGAGAAGCCAAGAAGUCUUUGGAGGAGGCUUGUGUUCGCUUUGAUCUACUCGAGCUGGACCGACUGGGCUCGGCCGGCGAUGCUUUGCUGGAGCAGUUGCGGGAAGACCACCGCAGGAUGGCGGACGCCGAGCAAGUGGGCACUUCCUUCGUCUUCGUUGGUGGGCAGCUGCUGCCUGAGAACUUUACCAAGGAGAGCACCCAGUGGCUCCAGCAGGUGUGCUACAACGCAGGGGCCCAGUUUAUGGAACCAGCGGAAGGUACCAACAUGACGUGGACCAUUCAGCAGGGCGCCAGGUGGCUGCCUCCGAAGAACAUCGGUGGUCGCCGGUGGUACCAAGACGACGCAGGAAUGGCCAAGUACGAGGAUGAGCACGCAGAUCCUGCUCGCAACCUCUACAACGAGAUGAUGUCAGCUCCAGGCGGCGGGACGGCCCUGCGCACACGGAUCUCGAAUCCUGGGCAGAAGCUGUUGCGUCAAGAUGCUAAGCUCGAUGAGCCGGACAAGUUCGGGGUGGCCCAACGCUGGCCAUCCUGGGGAAAAGUGGACUUGCUGCUCCGAAAUGUGGACGGUGUCACUGACUACCUCAGAUCGCGAGAUGUAUCGCGAGUCAGGCAAAUCCUAGGGGAUGAGAACAACACGUACGCAGACGGAAUUUCCAAGGACAUGCUGAUGUGGGUUUACGGACUCGGCAGGCGGAAGCUGAUGGAGGAGUUAGACCAGAGGCAGUGCCAUCACAAAGUCAUCUCCGCCAUUGACAUACAAGGGCUUCGAGAGGCGCUGCUGGAAGAGCUCGAGAAGGAGCAAGACUACAGCCCUACUCGACAAGGAGUCACUCCAGGAGUGAUCCAGAGCUUUUCUUCGCGCCAGCUCCAAGUCGAAAGGGAAGCAGAGAGCGACGUGGUUUUGUUGCUGGCAGUGGUUGACGAGCAGAGUCCCCGACAUUUGAGAUUCAGGGACCAGCUGGAAGGGGCUGCGCAAGUCCUUCUCCGUGCUGCUCGGAUCGUGACUGUCGAUGGUCGCAAGAACGACGAGAUCAUGACCGAGUUUGGCAUCACUCGCUUUCCGACGCUGAUUUGGCUUCAAGGCCGAAGCGGCAUUGAGCUGGCUCGCGAGAUCGGACCUUUCCCCACGAGUUCUAUCGUGGAUCGGACACGCCUCGUCCUGAACGUGAAGGAGCUGCCGGAGCCGGACAAGGCAGCCGCCGCCCUGGCAAAGGCUCGCCCACCCUCGAGGAAGUUCCGCCGGAGAAACUUCGAUCGCCCGCUUGCGGACAAGAACGCAGCUGUAAGAUCCAUCAACUCCCAUUCCAAAGGAUUUUGGCGGCACGGCAGGCGGUAA